CCUAUUUAAAUAACCUUUGCCCAUUUAUUUACACCAGUCCAAAUCUGUUUUUUAGAAUAAAAUCCCAAACUUAAGAAUACAACAACGGAUAUUUUAGCAUCUGGGAUUGAUUUGGGGAUUUGGGGGCUGAGAGAGCGCGAUGAGAUUAAAGAUCUCAGAAGGGAUUCAAGACCCAUUCAGGCGCUCAAUUCAUAUAGGGUUAGUUUUUUGCUUUAACUUUGCUUCCGCUGAGUUUUCUGUUGCUGUGCUGUAGCAGAGGCCAAGGACUCUCUGUGGUGACCUUAGGUCAGAUCCAAUUGCUUAAUGGGUGGAAUUAUAAGACCUAGAGAAAUCAAGUAGAGUUUUACCUUUCCAUGCACCAAAAUAUGGACCUCUGUCUGAUUGAAGAACAGCCACUUGAGCUGGACACAGACAGCACUGAAGAGGAUAGGAAGUACUACAAGGAGUGGUACCAAUGCAACAGGAAGGCCAAGAAUGUAAUUAGGAGCACGAUGUCCAACACUGUUAGAGGGUCAAUAGUAGAACCAGACCUAGCUAUGGACUUUUUGGAAGCUAUUGCUGACAAAUACAGGGAAAGUCAUAAGGCUGAAGAGCUAGGCUCUCUAAGAGGUUCAAUGAGCUGAAAUUUUCUGGCAGUGGGAGUGUGAGAGAACAUAUUAUGGAGCUGAUAGAGAUCAAUGCUAGGUUGAGGGACAUGGGGAUGGGAGUUAAUGAUGAACAGGUUGUUCAUGUAGCACUGUUUUCCUUGCCAAGUGACUAUAGUAACCUCAGAACCUCCUAUAAUGCAACUGAGUCUAAAUGGGACCUCAACAAACUUAUUUCAAUUUGUGUGGAUGAAGAGGAUAGAGUUAAGAAGGAGAAAGAACCCACUAAAGCAGUGAACUUGGUUGAAAAACCCAAGUGGAAGAAACAUAACAAGCUUAAGUUGAAGAAGACAACCAAUACUAAAGUUUCUGGGAAACCUGCAGACUCAAAGGCUGCAAAGCCAUUCAAGUUUAAGUGUUACUUCUGCAAGAAGGUUGGACACAUGAAGAAAGAGUGCAGCGGGUUCAAAGCUUGGAUGAUUAAGAAGGGGUUUAACAAACAGGAGGGUGCCAAGGAGUGAUGAGGUCCAUGUCUGUGUAGGCAAUGGGAUGAGGGUAGCUGUGAAAGCAAUUGGAACCUUGAAGCUAGAUGAUUAGGAAAAUUUUUGA
Rosa chinensis is the source of this 1193-nucleotide messenger RNA. RefSeq lists its product as uncharacterized. NCBI's taxonomy places the organism in Eukaryota, Viridiplantae, Streptophyta, Magnoliopsida, Rosales, Rosaceae. Gene Ontology annotation, molecular function: zinc ion binding; nucleic acid binding. The record is from RefSeq and is a predicted model, not a curated record. Bases 659 to 1105 code for a protein of 148 amino acids. The transcript has 3 exons.